AUGAGGCCCUGUGUGCCCCUGAUAGUGGCCAUACUCUGCAGCUUGGCCUGGGCUGGAAAAUUGGAGUCCUGUGCAUCUCGCUGUAAUGAGAAAUUUAACCGGGAUGCUGCCUGCCAGUGUGACCGCCAGUGUCCCUGGCAUGGGGACUGCUGUGAAGACUAUGAGCAUCUGUGUACUGAGGACCCUGAAGAGCCAGAGCCAUUCCUGGGGCUGGAGGAAGAGAUGUUGGAGGCCCCAGCGAGCAACCUGUACUCGGCACCCAGCUCCUGUCGGGACCGCUGCCACGAGGCCUUCGACAGGCACCAGCCGUGUCACUGCAAUGCCCGCUGCCCAGAGUUUGGGAACUGCUGCAAGGACUUCGAGAUCCUGUGUGGCCACGAGGGCUUCUCCUACAGCAGGGACGCCAUAACCAAGGAGGAGCUACAGAGCGUCUCUGAGAAGAUCUACAGGGCGGACAUCAACAAAGCCCAGAAGGCAGACAUCAUUCUCAACAGCCAAAACCGCAUCUCGCCCUCGGAGACCAGAGACCACGUGGACCGCUGCCCAGAGCCGCUCUUCACCUAUGUCAACGAGAAGCUGUUCUCCAAGCCGACCUACGCGGCCUUCAUCAGCCUCCUCAACAACUACCAGCGGGCCACCGGCCGUGGGGAGCACUUCAGUGCGCAGCAGCUGGCCGAGCAGGACGCCUUCCUCAGAGAGGUCAUGAAGACGGCCGUCCUGAAGGAGCUCUAUGGCUUCCUGCGUCACCAGAACCGAUACAGCUCGGAACAAGAGUUUGUCAACGACUUGAAGAACAUGUGGUUUGGGCUCUAUUCAAGAGGCAAUGAAGAGGAGGACUCAAGUGGCUUUGAACACGUCUUCUCAGGUGAAAUAAAAAAAGGCAAGGUCACCGGCUUCCAUAACUGGAUCCGCUUCUAUAUGCAGGAGAAGGAGGGCCUGGUUGACUAUUAUAGUCACGUCUAUGACGGCCCCUGGGAUUCUUACCCCGACGUGUUAGCCAUGCAGUUCAACUGGGACGGCUACUAUAAGGAAGUCGGCUCAGCUUUCAUUGGGAGCAGCCCUGAAUUUGAGUUUGCGCUCUACUCCCUGUGUUUCAUUGCUAGGCCAGGCAAAGUGUGCCAGUUAAGCCUGGGUGGAUAUCCCCUGGCCAUCCAGACCUAUCCCUGGGACAAGUCCACCUAUGGAAAUGGCAAGAAAUACAUCGCCACAGCCUACGUGGUGUCUUCCACCCAAUAGAGCUUGGAGCCAGAUAGGGGCAUGAGGGC
Molecule: messenger RNA, 1265 nt
Organism: Odobenus rosmarus divergens (Pacific walrus)
Lineage: Eukaryota; Metazoa; Chordata; Mammalia; Carnivora; Odobenidae
Gene: ENDOU
Product: endonuclease, polyU-specific
Exons: 10
Coding region: 1-1236 (411 amino acids)
Biological process (GO): immune response
Molecular function (GO): scavenger receptor activity; polysaccharide binding; RNA endonuclease activity
Source: RefSeq, a predicted model, not a curated record